Messenger RNA from Papaver somniferum (opium poppy), 1060 nucleotides. Its product is annotated as LRR receptor-like serine/threonine-protein kinase IOS1. Lineage: Eukaryota; Viridiplantae; Streptophyta; Magnoliopsida; Ranunculales; Papaveraceae. The transcript has 6 exons. The record is from RefSeq and is a predicted model, not a curated record. Bases 33 to 788 code for a protein of 251 amino acids.
AUCAUAAUAUCUGCUACAGCUAGGUUAAUAAUAUGAUGAAGAGUGCAUAUGUGAAUCUUGUUCGUUUCUUAUCAGUACUGUCUUUGUCAUCUUUAGUGUUCUUGACGGUAUCUGCACAGACAGACGGAACAAAUCCAACAGUACCAGGCAAAACAAAUUCAAAUGAUGUGUUGGCGAUAGAGUGGUUGGUGAAUAGUCAGUUUGCAUAUGUGUCAAAAAAGGAGGAUCCUUGUCUUCCAAAACCAUAUCCAUGGCUUAAGUGUAGCUCCGAGAAUACCCCUCGAAUAACAGAAAUAAAUCUCCCCUUUUCUUUUCGACUUGGUGGAAAUCUCCAAGAUUUUAGUCCCAUGGAUGCACUAGAAAAAAUAAACUUAAGCAACAAUUAUUAUUUGGGAUAUGGAAAAGAAUUUCCUGAUUUUCUUGCAAACUUCCCUAAACUCAAAGUGCUGAAUUUGGUUGGUACUCCUUACAGUGGGACAGUACCUACUUCACUAAAGAAAAGAUCUGACAACAAAACGCUAACGUUGAUGUUGCCGGAGACAGGUUUGUGCUUUUCUGAUGAAGCCGUAUGCCCACCCCAAACAGGAACUUCACCAGGAACAGAUGAGGAUACAUCAACCUCUAGUUUUAAUCCACCACUGAAAAGUCGUAAAAAGAAAACAACACCUGUUGUGCUCGGAACUUUAAUUCCAAUUUUGGUGAUUUUCUCGGCUAUUGUCGGCUUUCUAAUUCGUAAUCAUCAAAAGAGAAAGGCUGCUGCACCAGCAGGUUUAAACACUCACAACUGAAGUUCUAUUAACCAUACAAGGAUAUUCACUGAAGUGGUGCAGGAUAACAAUGCUGAAGCAGUGCAGGUUAAGAGUGACAGCUAAGAGAUCCGUACAGUUUACAUGUGUAGAUUGAGUGUGUUUGAGUAUGUGUAUUGUGUGAGCUGUAAAUGACAGCCUGUCCUGUACGGAUAUCAACUACUCAUCUCUAUUAAUACUGAGUGUCUAAUUGUUUUCUGUGUAAUGAUUUUAAUUGAAUACCUCCAUUAAUGAAGAUGAUUAAUUCUGUAAUA